UGCAAAUAUACACUCACUGGCCACUGUUCUAUUGCACCUGUACAAAUAGCUAAUCAGCCAAUCAUCUUGCAGCAACUCGAUGCAUUUAGGUAUGUAGACGUGGUCAAGACAACAUGCUGUAUGCCAUUAGCAUAGGGAUGGAAGAGGAUUUCAGUGACUUGGAACAUGGCAUGUUUGUUGUGGAAGGUUGUGGAAUGAGUAUUUCAGAAACCACUGAUCUACUGGGAUUUACAGAGAAUGGUCCGAAAAAGAGAAGCUAGCCUGGGAGCAGCGGUUGUGUGGACGAAAAUACCUUGUUGAUGUCAGAGGAGAAUGGGCAGACUAGAAGAACGUUGCCUCGUCUGAUGAGACUCGAUUCCAGCUGCGACUUUCAGAUGUCAGGGGUCGAGUCUAUAAUGCCAUGGACUGCUCAUCACUUUGUCAGGAUUAGAAAAAGAUUGGUUUAUUAAACUUGCUGCAAUGCCAAACUACAAAGAAUCUCAGGGGAGGGAUGAUGUUCGCCCCCUCUCCGCCUUCACCGAUACCCUUAUUGCAAAGAGAUAUGUGAUCCAGAAACGGCUCGGCAGAGGAAGUUUUGGAACAGUUUAUCUUGUGUUGGACAAGAAAGCAAAAGAGGAAGAACAACAAAAAGUCCUAAAGGAAAUAGCUGUCGGGGAGCUGAACCCAAAUGAAACUGUUGAAGCUAACUUGGAAGCACAGCUGCUGUCAAAGCUAGAUCACCCAGCUAUCGUCAAGUUUCACUCUAGCUUCCUAGAGAAUGCUAGCUUCUGCAUUGUCACAGAAUACUGUGAGGGCAGUGACCUUGACUGUAAAAUACAGGAAAUCAAGAAUAGUGGAGGAAUAAUCCCUGAAGAUGAAGUGACUGAAUGGUUUAUCCAACUACUUCUUGGGGUCCAGUACAUGCAUGAGAGGAGGAUACUUCACAGAGAUUUAAAAGCAAAGAAUAUAUUUUUGAAAAGCAAUCUUCUUAAAAUUGGGGAUUUUGGGGUUUCACGUCUUUUGAUGGGCUCCUGUGACCUGGCAACAACAUUUACUGGGACACCAUACUAUAUGAGUCCUGAAGCCUUAAAGCACCAGGGAUAUAACUCAAAGUCAGACAUUUGGUCUUUGGGCUGCAUUCUUCACGAAAUGUGCUGCUUGGAACACGCUUUUACAGGUUACAGUUUCUUAGCUGUUGUUUUGAAAAUUGUGGAAAGUCCAACACCCUCUUUACCUGACAGUUACUCUAGUGACCUUAAUUUACUACAGAACAGGAUGCUAAGCAAAGAUCCUUUACAUCGCCCAGGAGCUGGAGAAAUACUUCAACUUCCAUUUAUAGCAGAACAGCUGCAGAAGGUAAAAUUAAAGCUCUACGGUUCAGAUCUACAAGAAGAAAAAACAAUAAUCUGCCAAAAAGAAGCUGUCCAAAUUAGAAACGCUGUUCAGAGAAAGUUCCAUCUUCAGACUCUUCGAGAACUUUCUGAAGUGCAGAAAAUGACCCCAAGAGAAAGAAUGAGGCUAAGAAAGCUGAAUGCUGCAGACGAGAAAGCAAGAAGACUAAAACAACUUGCUGAAGAAAAAUACAAAGAAAAUCAAAAACGAAUGCAGGAACUGAGAUCUCGAAAUUUUCAAAGGCUUAGCAUCGAUGUCCUCCAUGAAGAUGAUGAAGCCCCAAAACAUCUUAUACAGUCAGAGCCAGUGAGUGCAAGAAAAUACAACUCUUAUGGUGAUGAAAGUAAUACAAUACCUGAUAGACUUUGUGAAUCAGAACCUUCCUGUCGUGAUAUUCCAGAAGAUCCACAAGUAGCAGAAGAAUAUUACGAGGAUGGCUUUGAAUCUUGUUCAGAAGAGAGUGAUGUAGAUUCCAUAGAAGAAGACUAUGAUGAAGAGACAUUGAUAACUCAAACAACAUUUCAACAGGAUACUGAUGUAAAGGAUAUGAUGCUUCAUCUGCAAAAAGUCCUGGCUUCCAGUUGCUUGGAUACUGAGACUGCCACCAAAUUGUCUCCAUCAAUUCCCAGACCAUCAAGUGAUAUCAACGACACUAUGGCACAGACAAAGCUGAAGCGCAUGAGAGAGUCCGCUAUACAAAGUAUGGGAGCAGAAUCUUUCGAAAAGGUUUAUACUUACCUCAAAACGGCACGGCAGAGCAAUACCAGAGAAAAAGAGGUGAAGAGGCAUCUGGAGACUCUUGUUUCCAGGGCUAGUGAGUGUUUUCUGGUGGACCAACUGCUGUACUUUGAAGAAGAGCUCUCGGCAGCCUCAUUAAGACAAGUCACAUCCUGAUAUUGAGAUUCCUCGGAGGAGUAAAGUCAUCCACAGGCAUGUGUUACUAGAUGAUCCUGCUCAACGUGCUACAGAUUGUACAGCUGCAUGCCCUAUGCUGCCAGAUAUUAUUCCAUUCACAAAAGAAUUCAGAAGACAGAUAUUUGAAUUUCUGAUGUAUUGCUUUGGUUUAUUGGAUACAACAGUAUUACAUAGCAUUACAGUUAAACUGUAUGAUAUUGUAUGAAAUUGUAUGAUCAUGGGGACCUGUUAUUUGUGAGGUGAAACUACUACUAGUCCUCUCCAGAAUCCAAAAGUCAGUCUUUGAUCGACCAGACUUUCAUGGGUAUUCAAAUAGGUAGAGAAGGAUAAGCAGUUGCCUGAUACCUCUGAUAAUGCUUAAAGGGAUACUCCACCCCUAGGCAUCUUGUCCCCUAAGGAUAAGGGGAUAAGAUGUCUGAUCACGGCCCCGCCCCCUCAAUGCAAGUUUAUGGGAGGGGGCAUGAUGGCCGUCACGCCCCCUCCCAUAGACAUACAUUGAGGGGGCAUGGCUGUGACAUCACGAGCGGGGCCCGGCCGUGACGCCACGCAUCGCCAGUCAUCCGGCACGGAGUGAAGUCCGCUCCGUGCACCGGAUGUCUUGGGUGCCCCACCACUUUUAUGAAGAGAAAGGCAUACACACCAGGAAGAUCUCCCACCAUAUAUGCCAAUAGAUUUUUGCAGGGCUUUUUAAAUUGAAAAGUACAAUUGAUUAUACUUUUUAAUACAUAGUAUAGACCUGACAAAUACCGCCUGAACAUGAGAAAAAAGGAUACACUUUUGGCUUAUUGGGCUUAUGUUGGUAAUAAGCUAUAAACACAUCUGGCAUAUGCAUGCUUUGAGCAUUUCCUGUCAGAGGAGAACAUGUACAGUGGUCCCUCAACAUACGAUGGUAAUUCGUUCCAAACGAGCCAUCAUUUGUUGAAUCCAUCGUAUGUUGAGUGAUUCGUGCAAUGUAAAGUAUAGGAAGCUGUACUCACCUGUCCCCGCCGCUCAUGAUGGUGUCCCCGGGCCUCCGCUGGGCUCUCCGCAGUCUUUUCCAGUCCUCUGCUGUCUUCUCCGGUCCUCUGCUGUCUUCUCCGGUCCUCUGCUUUCUUCCACAAGGCCUUACUGGGCCUGCGUAGCGACGUCAUUACGCCGCUGCGUACGCCAUUCCUAUUGGAUGACGUGCGCAGCAGCGCAUUGACGUAAUUGGAGAGGGCCGAGAAGACACCGGAAGACCAGCGCUGGACCCGGUGGGCACCCCGGAGCAUCGUGGAGGGGUAAGUAAUACUUACCGCACCACACGGGGAACAUUAAGCCCCGACAUAAAAAAGCAUUGUAUGUCGAUGCUGACAUCGACAUGCAAUGGCCUCUGAGAGGCCAUCGUAUGUCGAUUUGAUCAUAUGUCGGGGCCAUCGUAGGUCGGGGGGUCACUGUAUUGCAGACGUGGCCUGAACACAGUCUUAGGGUGCACGUUUUCACUGUACGGGUGCCGGAUCCGGCUGGAGGAGGGGAAAACCAUGCGCUCCCGUACCCCAUCUGGACCGGCGCUGAAAUCCAUUGACUUUAAUGAGCCGACCAGAGUCACCGUUUUACUCCGGUCGGCUAAUUUUUGACCCGUAUCCGGCUUUCUGACUGGACCUAUAAACGUAGUAUACUACGUUUUUAGGUCCGGUGAGAAAACCGCAUACAGGUCAAAAACAAGCCGACCAGAGUAAAACGAUGACUCCGGCCAGCUCAUUCCCCUCCCACAGCCGGAUCCGGUACCCGUACAGUGAAAACGGGGUGUGCAUGCACCCUCAGUCUUAUAGAGUUAAAACACCCUGAUGAACAGUACAUGCAAAAUGUUUUUCCUAUUUGUCAAAUAUAUUUGUAUCUAUUCAUUUUUCAUUCAAAUCAAUACAUAUACUUACUGUAUGUGCGUAUAUAUUGUUACUUUAUCAGGUUUCAUAUUUGUCUUUUAUGUUUAAUUUUACAUUAGUUUGUACGGUAACCAUGUGUCUAGAGAGUUGCCUGUAUAUUCCUACAGACAGUAAAAAAAAAACAGCCAUUUUAUAAGUAAAGCCAUGACAGUAUGGCCUAAGCAUGAUUAAUUAUCUACAUGUAAAGUGUUACUGUAUGAACUCCCAUGAAAUGUGAAAUGCUUUAUAACAUGGUGAUAAACUGUCAGAUAUUCCCUGAACACUCCAGAUGCAAACAUUUAUGUCAUGAAUAAUUUGUCACUUCAAUGUACAUAGCAAUCUGUAAUACAAUCAUC
Messenger RNA from Hyla sarda, 4522 nucleotides. RefSeq names its product NIMA related kinase 11 (gene NEK11). Lineage: Eukaryota; Metazoa; Chordata; Amphibia; Anura; Hylidae. The record is from RefSeq and is a predicted model, not a curated record. Gene Ontology annotation, molecular function: protein kinase activity; ATP binding. The transcript is spliced from 16 exons. Gene Ontology annotation, biological process: protein phosphorylation. Bases 460 to 2265 code for a protein of 601 amino acids.